Danio rerio (zebrafish) is the source of this 1390-nucleotide messenger RNA. RefSeq names its product SPRY domain containing 3 (gene spryd3). Lineage: Eukaryota; Metazoa; Chordata; Actinopteri; Cypriniformes; Danionidae. The record is from RefSeq and is marked provisional.
AGCUAAUGGAGUCGAUAGCUAGAAGUAAACACAAGUGGCCUUAGAAUGUUUUACCGUCUUAUCCAUUGAUGUACAUAAGUCCUCUAAGAUGGAUGACGUCAAUUUACACUACAGAUUCCUGAACUGGCGGCGCAGGAUCAGAGAAAUCAGGGAAGUUCGUGCCGUACGAUAUCAAGAGCGAUACAAACGAAUGUUGAAGAACGGAGACACGCUAAGUUACCAAGGGAACUCUGAUGAAGUUGGCUGCUACGUGGCUCCACGCCCCUUAUCAAAGGGAAACUGUUACUUUGAGGUGACCAUAAUGGAUACCGGAGUGAGAGGGACGAUUGCUGUUGGUCUGGUUCCUCAGUAUUACAAACUUGACUAUCAGCCCGGCUGGCUUCCGCAAUCAAUUGCUUACCAUGCUGAUGAUGGGAAGCUGUAUAACGGCAACCCUGUUGGUCAGCAGUUCGGUCCUAAGUGUAACCGUGGUGACCGAAUUGGCUGCGGUAUCUAUGCAGACAGUUUUGAUGCUGGACUCGUCACUGUGUUUUUUACAAAGAAUGGAAAGGAGGUGGGGUCAGUGGUGGUGCCCGUGGCUCCAGAUGGGCUUUUCCCUGCCAUUGGCAUGCACUCCCUCGGCGAGGAGGUACGGUUGGACCUGCAGGCAGAAUGGGGUUCAGAGGAGGAGGACAGUGUCAUGAUGGUGGACAGUCAUGAGGACGAAUGGGCACGCCUGUAUGACGUCAGAGUCAGCGGCACGCUUCUGGAAUAUGUUGGGAAAGGGAAGAGCUUGAUGGACGUGGGUCUUGCUCAGGCCCGGCAGCCCCUCACCACCAGAAGUCACUAUUUUGAAGUGGAGAUUGUGGAUCCCGGAGAGAAGUGCUAUAUCGCCCUGGGUCUGGCAAGAAGAGAUUACCCAAAGAACAGGCAUCCGGGCUGGAGUCGAGGUUCUGUCGCAUAUCACGCAGAUGAUGGGAAGAUCUUCAAUGGAAGUGGAGUAGGAGAUCAGUUUGGCCCUCGCUGUUUCGAAGGGGACAUCAUGGGCUGUGGAAUCAUGUUUCCUCGGGACUAUGCACUUGACUAUGAAGAUGAAAUUGAAGACUGGGAUGCUGCUGAUGUACGACCAAAGCAAGGCAGAGUCGAAAACCUGUUAUAUUUGAACGAUGAAGAUGAGGAAGAGGGCGAAGAUCCAGAACAAGAACACGAGGGCCGGAAGGUUAUGGUGUUCUUCACCCGAAACGGCAAGAUCAUCGGCAGGAGGGAGGUGGUGGUUCCGGUCGGAGGCUUUUACCCCUCUAUCGGGAUGCUCAGCAGUGGAGAAAAGGUGAAGGUGGACCUGCAUCCUCUUAGCGGAUAACAAAGCAACAAUUGCACAUCUCCAGUCCCGCUGUGAGCAACAGACGCUCGA